This is a messenger RNA of Neospora caninum, 1266 nucleotides long. Its product is annotated as cyclic nucleotide-binding domain containing protein. NCBI's taxonomy places the organism in Eukaryota, Apicomplexa, Conoidasida, Eucoccidiorida, Sarcocystidae. The coding region runs from base 1 to 1266 and encodes 421 amino acids. The transcript is spliced from 8 exons. The record is from RefSeq and is a predicted model, not a curated record.
AUGAAGGGCUCGUUGACUUUCCUUCAGCUGGAGGCCCUACGCGAGGCUGCAUCGAAGGUGGAUGAUAUAGAUGGUAUGUUUCAAGUAAUCAGUAACGUCAAUCUCUUCUCAAAGCUCGAUGAAGCAACCCAGAAAUCCCUAUGUAGGAGCCUCACCUAUGAGGUCUACGCUCCCAAGCAGGUCGUCUUCCGAUAUGGCGACUGGGGGGACAAGUACUACAUCGUCCUCACAGGCAGAGUGUCCGUCCAGGCCCCGGUAACACCGACCAGUGAAACAUUCCAACAGGUUGCCAUUCUCGAAUCUGGAGGCGGCUUUGGGGAAAUGGCGCUAAUGGAAAACAAACCACGGGCGGCGACUGUUGUAUGCCUGGAGACAACAGGAACUCUCGUACUGACUCGAGAGGCGUAUCAGACGAUGGCCAUGAGGAAGCACAAAGAAAUGUUUGAAAAGCACGUCCAUUUCCUGCAGAGCCUAACCUUCCUCAGAGGAUGCGCUGACACGGACAUCAAGGCCCUCGCGGAGAAGCUCAAGGAACACAGCUACCCAGGCCCUCAUAUUAUUCUGAGACAAGGCGAGGAGGCUAGUCAAGUCAUCCUGGUCGAGUCAGGAACUGUUCUUGCCCUGCGAUCAAUGAAAGUGGACGCGAAUCUGAACCUCGUCCCAAAGAAACGCGAAAAACGUUCGUCACGUCUGUCUCUCCUGAAUGCCGCCGGUAAGGCGGGUGCCAACGGCAACGGGCCGCAGGAGGCCGGGACAGAAGGAAUGCCUCUGCCUUUCAAAGUGGAACUUUAUGAAAGCUCUAAACGUCCUCAGGCAUCCCCCGCUGGGAUUUCUAUCGAUCAGCAAGACGCAACUGCAGGGAAACAUGUACUGGUAGAGGACGACGUUGUCGCCAAGAGCGCCGAGACCUCUCCGAGCGCCGAAACGGGGAAAAUGGGCGGUGACGGAAAACCAAAGAAAAGAUCUGGCAAUAAGACCCUCGUGCUUCAAGUCGCAAAUCUGAACCGAAGGUCGAUCUAUGGGGCUCGAGAGAUCCUCGACGGCGAGAAAAAUGCAAUCGUUGCAGAACGUGGGAAUGUUUAUGGCGUGACCCUCGUUGCCUUCCCUGCAGCGCAGAGCCUGACCGACGAAAUGAAGAGGUCUAUCGACUUAGCGAGUGGACCUCUUCCAGAAGACAGCGAACUCCUGCAUCAGUAUCUGCAAGCAGUAAAAUGGGAUGCUUACAAGCGACAACUUGCUGAUGAAGUCCGCCUGCGGUUUAAGUAG